Molecule: messenger RNA, 1053 nt
Organism: Acanthisitta chloris (rifleman)
Lineage: Eukaryota; Metazoa; Chordata; Aves; Passeriformes; Acanthisittidae
Gene: ZFYVE19
Product: zinc finger, FYVE domain containing 19
Exons: 9
Biological process (GO): mitotic cytokinesis checkpoint signaling; abscission
Cellular component (GO): centrosome; midbody; cleavage furrow
Molecular function (GO): phosphatidylinositol-3-phosphate binding; metal ion binding
Source: RefSeq, a predicted model, not a curated record
AUGGACAGCCGCUGCUAUGGAUGUGCGUCCAAGUUCUCUGUCUUCAAGAAAGAGUGUGGGUGCAAGAACUGUGGACGGUCCUUCUGCUCGGCCUGCCGGAGCUUCACUGCUGUUGUUCCCCGCUGUGGAAGCACUCAGCAGAAGGUGUGCAAGCAGUGUCAUGAAAAUCUAACCGGAGAGGGAUCUCAAAGCAGUUCAGCAAAAUGGUCACCGCCAGAAAACUACAAAAAGCGUGUGGCAGCUUUUGAGGCUAAGCAAAACCAGCUGAAAGAGCAUCAGAAGGCAGCUGCAAAAUCCCUGGGUCAAGCAGGCUCCAGAUACCAGGGGCUCUCAAAAGAGGAUAGAGCUAUUGCAGAGAGACUGGAGAGGCUCAGGGAGGAAAGGAAACCAAAGUCCAUCCCUACUCAGGCUGAGAUCGAAGCUAGGCUGGCAGCCCUGAAGGAGGAUGGCAUGGGGCCUGUUUUAUCCACACAGGAAAUGGAGGACCGGUUGGCUGUCCUGCAGGGGAGAGAUCCUCCUUCCCAGGCUCCCAGACCUGUAUACCAACCUCCUGAUACCAGAAGUCUGGUCCAGCAGAGAGAUGACCUGUUAACUCAGCUAUCUGAGGAAGUUGCCAUUGAUGAGCAUUACAGACCAAGAGUUCAGCCUCAAGCUGUUACUAGCCAAAGUUUGAAUGAUCUCAAUCGGGAGAGCGAAGGUUGUGUUUGCCCUGCAAAUCUGGACCCAAAACAGCUAGAGGAAGAGAAAAAUAAACUUUUGGCAGAAGCUGCUGCUGAACUGCGGGAAGAGAACACUAGGCAGGAAAAGAUCCUACAAGUUGCCAAGAGACUGGCAGCGCUUAAAGGCGAGGACCCAGAGAAAGUUACACUGGAAACUUAUAAACUCCCUGACAGUGAUGAGGAAGUGGCUGAGGAGGAAGCCAUUCGCAGAGUGCUAAAACAGCUGACAGAGGAAGCAGCCUUGGAUGAAGCAACUGGAUUCAACAUUCCUCCAGAUCAGACCACCCAACCAGGACCCUCACAGCAGAACCUCCAUAAGAAAGCAAAGCAAAAG